This is a messenger RNA of Ogataea philodendri, 2121 nucleotides long. RefSeq lists its product as uncharacterized. The coding region runs from base 1 to 2121 and encodes 706 amino acids. Gene Ontology annotation, biological process: cellular bud site selection; actin cortical patch localization. The transcript has a single exon. The record is from RefSeq and is a predicted model, not a curated record. Lineage: Eukaryota; Fungi; Ascomycota; Pichiomycetes; Pichiales; Pichiaceae. Gene Ontology annotation, cellular component: cellular bud neck; plasma membrane.
AUGGUCCCAACGCUUGACUGUAUCUUUGUUUCGGAGUUCGACAAGUCGAAAGGGCUCGAGAUCCGAAACCAGGUCCCGCAAGAGCCCGCCAUAGACGAGCUGGACAAUGUGGUGGAUCUUCUGAUGCCCCUGAAUUUACACAAGUAUCUCAACACAAACCAUUACACCUGGGUUCCUCUUUUUAUCGACGUUUCCACGGGGAAACUCCACUGGGACUCUUCAGAUCCAAAUUCUCAGAGAGUGUAUCUAUAUACACUGAGCUACUUCCAAAAAGAUGACACCUACAGAAACGGUACAGCUAUGGCUUUGUCGAUCUUGACAAGACUUCCUAUUUUCGACGUUUUCAAGCCUCUGAUGACAUAUCUGUUGCACAACCUACUCACCGGGGCAAACAAUGCCUCGAUCCUUAAGCAGGUGUAUAAAGAACUCAACAAGCUCAAAUUUGCGGAGCUGCUCGAGGCAUACCAUACAGGUAGCCACGCACGGUUCCUGUUUAGCAGGUUCGAGGAGUUCAACGUGCCGUUGCCCAAAUCGCUCGACCAGUUUUCGAAAUCAGGUCAUCUGGUCAAGACCCAUAUUGAAUUGGGCAAAACAAAGUUCCCGAUCCAGAUCCCAGCAUACUCACUCGUUUCAUCUGAAUUUGCCAUGUACGGAAUUGACUUGAAAAGGGAGCAGCUGUUGCGCCAAUUUUUAAUCAAGACAGGGGACUUGAAACUAGCUGACCACCACCUUUCUUCUUUGGUUCCGUACCACAACGUCAGACCCUUGCAUGUUCUUUUGAACGCCGUCAUUCUCAAAAAGAAGAUCAUUCUCUACUCGUACGACUCGUGCUACAACGAACUUGUCGACAUUCUUCAUGCUCUUCUCCUAAUUGUGGACGGCAAGUAUCCAUGCUAUCCUUUACUAGACUUAUCCACGAUCGAUCUGGUUUACACUUUGCCCCACUACAUUGUUGGAACUUCGAAUUUGCUGUUCAAAGAGAAACUCUCUUGGGACUUGUUUCUCGAUAUAGACUCCAACCAGCUGUACUGCAACGAUGAAAUAAUCCCACUGGAGAAAAAAAACAGCAAAAGAUCGUCGUCAGACUCAAAGAUCAAACAGCUCUUCAGAAGAAGUAGCAGCCAGCAGUCUUCAACCCCGAAACUUCCAAUCGAGAAGCUCAAUCUUGACGACUCUUGGAAUCCUGCAUUCCCAAAAGUCGAUCCUGAAAAGUCUGCCGAAUUCUUUGCUCCACCAACGGAAACCAACUAUUUCUCGUUAGGUUUCAAUUUCACUCCAUCAGUUCCUCCAAGCUCAGAGAUUCCUCGAUUCCAUGCAGUCUUCAAUAAUUCUGUUGACAACCUAAUCUCCGAGCAUCAUGGAGACCUUACAAUCUACCAGACACUAACAAGAUACGUUUAUGAACUUGAGAAUGUGGUCUUCCAAGCUUUCAGACUUCAUCUACACUCCGCACAGCUAAAAAGUUACCGUCAGUUCGCAAUCCUCAAGCUAGACGAAACCGAGUUUGAAGACUACACGUUGGAACCCGAACUUCUCCUCUUCAUUAGAGACAACCACAUUGUACUGCCUCUUGCUGUUGAUUACCCAUAUAAGCCAGAUUUUGCUCCUCCAGCCAAGGUACCGCUUUUCGAGCAUUACGAAGCUAUAGUCAAAGGAAACUCCAAUUUGUUCCCAACUUAUCAAAAGUUCACACCGACUUUACCACCCACGUAUUACUGGCUCAAUGGAUGUUGUUUUGAACUUGACCUGCGUGCUCUUGCUGAAACUGUCUCCUCUUUAAUUGAAAGAGGGACAGAUUCUGGUUUAGCCAAACGAAAGGUUUAUCAGCUGUUCAGAACUAUCAACCAAUUUUUAAAAUCCAGAGGACCAGAAUGUUUUGAGAGACUGCUGACUGCUCUUUAUAUUCAAGCAGAUGGUCCAAAGUCCUUUGAGAAACUUUUGAUAAUUGCAUCGAUCUACUACAAAGAAACAGACGCACGGUCUGACGAGGUGAUAAUCGAGUUCAAGCGGUUUUUGAGUCUGGUUUUGAACAAUAAAAUGUUCAACAUUUACUUACUACCUCAUCUGAACGACUUCAUCAAACUAAGUGUGAACGACUUUAUUGACUAUCAUAUGAAUUAG